AUGGUGAAGAUAUUUUUGUUUCUCCUCUGGCACUUCUGCGAAGCAAUUUUAUUCACAGCAGGAUCUUGUGCUGGGUUUCAUCGUGAUUUGAAAAAUCCAUCUAUAUGAUAUUCGAUAAAACGUUUAAAUCCUGAUGCAUUCAUAUGACUUGGAGAUGCAAUAUAUUCAGAUAGAGGAGAUAAUUUAUUCCAAACAAUUAUCCCUAAUGAAGAAAAACAUUGGAAACUAAAGUAUGAUGUUCAAAAAAAUGAUGAAGGCUAUAAAGAACUUAAUCUUCUGCAAAAAAUAAUUUAUUUUCUGAAUUUUUGGGCUUAAUAUUUUUAUGCUAUAUUAAUACGUUAUAUUUAUGCUGAUUUUUAUCUAAGCAAUGAGAGCUUUUUAAUUAUUAAAAUAUAAGAAAAGCAUAUCCUAAUAAAAUAAUUUAAAAUGAAAAAUUUUAAUUUAUUACAAUUCAAGAAAGUUAGAGAAUCUACAAGAAUUUUAGGGGUUUGGGACGACCAUGAUUAUGGACCUAAUAAUUCAGAUAAAAACUUCCCUUAUAAAGAAUUGUCAAAAAAGCUAUUUUUAGAUUUUAUUGAUGAACCAAAGAGCAGUAAAAGAUAUCAGCGAGAAGGUUUAUACGAUUCUUAUUAUUUUACCGAAAAUGACUUGAAAAUUAAAAUAAUUUUAUUGGAUGACAGAACCUUUAUGGAUCCCUCUAGCAAUGAACAUGCCGAUGUCUUACUCCCCUUGGUCAUUUAGCAAAAUUUUUUAAAUCACUAACCAAGGAGUCUAUUUUUUUAUAAAAUUUGACAUUAAAAUUUAUAUGAAAACAAUUUUAACUGAUAAAUCUAAUUUGAUUUAUAAAUUUACGUUUAGAGCGCAGGCUGUUUAAAAUUUAAUAUAUUUUGUUUUAGAUUUCAUUAAUUAUAUAAUGUGUACCUAAAAAUGUUUUUAUCGCUGGUCAAAGGGUAAUUUUUCCCAAAAAAGCGAUUUUCUAGUGGCUUUGCUCGCUAAAUAAAUGGCUAGUUAGGAGAAAUUCAAUGAAAGUGGCUUGAAAAUGAAUUAAGCGACACUGUUGAUCUCUAUUUAAUAAUGAAUGGGCUACAAAUUAAUGUAGAAGGAAGGCUAACGAAUAUAGUCGAAUUAGACUGUUAA
Molecule: messenger RNA, 1137 nt
Organism: Blepharisma stoltei
Lineage: Eukaryota; Ciliophora; Heterotrichea; Heterotrichida; Blepharismidae
Source: the annotation of a GenBank genome assembly